AUGGAAACAAUCCUGAAUGAUACGAAGACCUUUACUCAAUUAGACUCUGAUCCAACUAUACAGAAAGAAGAAAAACUACAGAGGAAAUUAUUAAAAUUAAAAAACUCAGGAUUUAUAACCGAAACUGAAUAUUAUUUUGCUCGUCCUGUAGGAUCUCAACCCGGAAACGCUUAUGGACUUCCCAAAAUCCACAAAAAAGAUAUCCCAUUACGUCCUAUCAUCUCUACGUGUAACACAUUCUGUUAUAAGUUAUCCAAAUUACUAGCAAAAAAAUUAAAACACUUAAGAGCAAGUUCAUCCAUAGUUACCGACACAUUUAAAUUCGUUGAUGAACUUCAAAAGUUAACAUUUCCUAAUGGAAAAAUUAAAAUGAUAUCUUUCGAUGUAAUUUCAUUGUUUACAAAAGUUCCAUUAGCACGUACCAUUCAACUUAUAUUAGAAAUGAUGUAUGGACCUGAGCACACUUGCACUUAUAAUACUGAAAUAAAACGUGACGAAUGGUGUAAUAACUGUAGAAAUAGAUAUGAAUUAAAAUGUUUAUUAGAAUUCUCAACCGAAGAAUCCCAUUUUUUAUUUAAUGGAAAAAUCUAUUGCCAAAAAGAAGGGAUUGCUAUGGAGAGUCCGUUAGGGCCGUUAUUUGCUGAUAUCUAUAUGAAUUAUUUAGAAUCCAAACUAAAACGUAGAUUAGAUCAUAAUGGAAUAUUAUAUUGGAAACGUUACGUAGAUGAUUGCUUCGUAAUUAUUAAAGAAAAUGCUGACACCGACAAGUUGUUAGAUAUUGUGAAUAGUUUUGAUAUUGAUAUACAAUUUACAGCAGAACCAGAAGUAGACAACUGUCUCUCAUUUCUUGAUAUUUCGAUCACUAGAACACUAAGUACCUCUGAGUUAAAUUCAUUCUCAACAUCUAUUUAUAGAAAACCUACGUUUACUGGACUUUUAUUAAAUUGA
This is a messenger RNA of Rotaria sp. Silwood2, 948 nucleotides long. NCBI's taxonomy places the organism in Eukaryota, Metazoa, Rotifera, Eurotatoria, Philodinida, Philodinidae. The record is from the annotation of a GenBank genome assembly.